AUAAGGUUUAUCUAUAUAUUUACAAAGAACCCUGAAAAACUAAAAACAAAUAUUCACAUUGAAAGAACCGAGCGAACGAUAAUGGCGAAAGGAAAGAAGCAACUGAUGUCAUCAGCACCAUGGAGAGGCGAAGAAGACGACACCGAACAAUUUCCUGACGCUAAUCUCAAAGUCACUAGUCAAUCAGAUGGAACUUCAACUAUGCAUGUUCCUCGCAACAAAUCCAAAAAUCAUAACCAUGAUGAUGAUUUUGAAAUUGAUCCUGAACUUCGUUAUAGUUUCCAACGCAAUUUUCAGUUUAUUCAGCGAGUUUUUAGCAUUGACACUGUGGUGAAACCUCUCCCACCCGUCAUGGCUUACAAUGUCUCUCGCAACUUGAACUUCUUCACGCGCAUUUUCACUCAAUUCUUUGAUCCUGAAGGCAUUGCCGCUGCCCAGAAAUCCAUAGGCAUAGGACAGGAAAACAGAGAUCGCAGAGUUCGUUGAAGAUAAUAGCAGAAGGCACCAUAAAAAAAUUAAAAAUCAUAUGUAAGAACUUGGAAGAUGAUAUUGAAGUAUCAUUUACGAGUAAAGUUUUUCCUGAUGUUAUUACUCGCAGAAUUAUUUAGCUUGUUUGUCGUGAUAUUUACUUAUGUAUAUUAAAAAUUUAGUAGCGUUACAA
Molecule: messenger RNA, 661 nt
Organism: Trifolium pratense (red clover)
Lineage: Eukaryota; Viridiplantae; Streptophyta; Magnoliopsida; Fabales; Fabaceae
Exons: 3
Coding region: 82-486 (134 amino acids)
Cellular component (GO): chloroplast envelope
Source: RefSeq, a predicted model, not a curated record